AUAAUUACCAGUAAAAGUUCUAUUAUCAAUUGCAAGCAUCACUCGACAAAAUGUUCAUCAAGCAUAAUCUAUUUGAAUCAAUAUCGGUGUUUUUGAUACUGCAAGUCUCGCUUAUCAUUGUUAUUGCUGAUGAAGUCGAGGAAGACUGGCAUCAAUUUGACGUCAAUUCACAAGAUGCCAAGCAAUUGACCCAAAACGCUCGUAAUGAAUAUUCGUACGUCCACAAUGAUAGCAAUGAGCUUGCCGUUGCGGAAAUUAUCAGUGCGUUUUACAAAUUAACAUCAGAUUCAGCAGUUCAUUAUCAUAUCGAAGCUAAAUUCGGUGAAACCGAUUGUCCAAAGGGCUAUUAUGCUGACACAUGCAAGCUACUUGAAGAAGGGGUUGUUAAGAAAUGUGACAUUUCUGUCUAUCAUCCUUAUCAUGCAAGCCGUUAUACUACAGUCGAGUGCAGUCUAUCUGAAAAUUGAUCUUUUUUUAUUCAUAAGUCAGCUAAUGAAUUUAUUUCUCAAUGUAUCUGUUGUAAAAGUGUAUGACAUUGCUCUAGCUGUCACUAAUUUUGAAUAAAAGUUGAAUAUACCAUAAACUAA
Molecule: messenger RNA, 587 nt
Organism: Microplitis mediator
Lineage: Eukaryota; Metazoa; Arthropoda; Insecta; Hymenoptera; Braconidae
Exons: 1
Coding region: 51-467 (138 amino acids)
Molecular function (GO): cysteine-type endopeptidase inhibitor activity
Source: RefSeq, a predicted model, not a curated record